GAAAAUGAGUAAAGGAAGCAGCGGAGCCGCCACGAAAGGUGGGAAGAAGAAGGGUGUGACCUUCGUUAUCGACUGCUCCAAGCCGGUGGAUGACAAGAUCAUGGAUAUCGCCUCUCUGGAGCAGUUCCUCCAGGAGCGAAUCAAGGUCGGCGGUAAGGCCGGAGCGCUAGGAGACUCAGUUACCAUCACCCGAGAUAAGACCAAAAUUACCGUCACGGCAGACUCCAACUUUUCCAAGCGGUAUUUGAAAUACUUAACAAAGAAGUAUCUGAAGAAGAACAGUGUGCGAGAUUGGCUGCGUGUUAUAUCCUCGAACAAGGAUAAAAAUGUGUAUGAAUUGAGAUACUUCAACAUUGCUGAAAAUGAGGCGGAGGAUGAAGAUUAAGAGGUUGAAUUACACCUUUCAAUCUCUAGACACCAUUGAAUUAUUAGUUUAAAGUGCG
Messenger RNA from Cuscuta epithymum, 443 nucleotides. The record is from the annotation of a GenBank genome assembly. NCBI's taxonomy places the organism in Eukaryota, Viridiplantae, Streptophyta, Magnoliopsida, Solanales, Convolvulaceae.